Molecule: messenger RNA, 3943 nt
Organism: Pipistrellus kuhlii (Kuhl's pipistrelle)
Lineage: Eukaryota; Metazoa; Chordata; Mammalia; Chiroptera; Vespertilionidae
Gene: DDX42
Product: DEAD-box helicase 42
Exons: 19
Coding region: 343-3243 (966 amino acids)
Molecular function (GO): ATP binding; RNA helicase activity; nucleic acid binding
Source: RefSeq, a predicted model, not a curated record
CUGGGCCGGAACUGCUCACGCUAAUCCCAUCCCUCUCCGCUGGGAUUCAGUCUAGUUGUCGUCACCCUGAAGUGGUGCUCCGGAAGCUAAAGGUGGCCAUGCUCUGUGGAACCACGCGGCCAGAGGCACGCGGCGAAAUGUUGCCCGGGCCCAUUUCCUCUACAGGCAAUGGACACCCCUGACCCAGCAGCAGAGCCCGGCAGAGCGUUCUGAGAGGUCUGCGAAGCGUUCUCCUGGAGCAUUAAGGCCCGGAGCCCGCGGCGCUUUCCGGGAACCGCAGACCCAGGCCCCGCCCUUCUGCCCGCCCUCUGCACUGCGCAUGUCCGAUCAAUCAUUGACACCAUGAACUGGAAUAAAGGUGGCCCUGGCACUAAAAGGGGAUUUGGCUUUGGAGGUUUUGCCAUUAGUGCUGGAAAGAAGGAAGAACCAAAACUCCCACAACAGUCCCACAGUGCCUUUGGGGCAACCAGCUCUUCUUCUGGAUUUGGGAAGUCAGCUCCACCACAGCUCCCUUCUUUCUAUAAAAUUGGAUCUAAGCGGGCCAAUUUUGAUGAAGAAAAUGCAUACUUUGAAGAUGAGGAAGAAGACUCUAGCAAUGUUGAUUUACCUUAUAUUCCUGCUGAAAACUCCCCUACCCGCCAGCAAUUCCAUUCCAAGCCAGCAGAUUCUGACAGCGAUGAUGAUCCCUUGGAGGCAUUCAUGGCUGAAGUAGAAGAUCAGGCAGCAAGAGACAUGAAGAGGCUUGAAGAAAAGGACAAGGAAAAGAAAAACGUAAAGGGUAUUCGAGAUGACAUUGAAGAGGAAGAUGACCAAGAAGCUUAUUUUCGGUACAUGGCAGAGAACCCAACUGCUGGUGUGGUUCAAGAGGAAGAGGAAGAUAAUUUGGAAUAUGACAGUGAUGGAAAUCCAAUUGCACCUUCCAAAAAAAUCAUUGAUCCUCUUCCUCCCAUUGAUCAUUCAGAGAUUGACUAUCCACCAUUUGAAAAAAAUUUUUACAAUGAACAUGAAGAGAUCACAAACCUCACCCCACAGCAGCUAAUAGAUCUUCGGCAUAAGCUCAAUCUUCGGGUCUCUGGUGCUGCACCUCCUCGACCAGGAAGCAGUUUUGCUCAUUUUGGGUUUGAUGAACAACUUAUGCACCAGAUUCGGAAAUCUGAAUACACACAGCCCACUCCAAUACAGUGCCAGGGUGUGCCUGUGGCAUUAAGUGGAAGAGACAUGAUUGGUAUUGCCAAAACAGGCAGUGGAAAAACUGCUGCCUUUAUCUGGCCCAUGCUGAUUCAUAUAAUGGACCAGAAGGAACUGGAACCAGGUGAUGGACCAAUUGCAGUGAUUGUGUGUCCUACGAGGGAGCUUUGCCAGCAGAUCCAUGCAGAAUGUAAGCGGUUUGGGAAAGCAUAUAAUCUUCGAUCAGUGGCCGUGUAUGGAGGGGGAAGCAUGUGGGAGCAGGCCAAGGCCCUUCAGGAAGGGGCGGAGAUUGUUGUGUGUACUCCAGGCCGACUGAUUGAUCAUGUGAAGAAGAAAGCUACCAAUCUUCAGAGAGUUUCUUACCUUGUAUUUGAUGAAGCAGAUCGAAUGUUUGACAUGGGAUUUGAGUACCAGGUGCGAUCCAUCGCCAGUCAUGUACGUCCUGACAGACAGACUCUCUUAUUCAGUGCAACUUUUCGGAAAAAGAUUGAAAAACUGGCCAGAGACAUUCUGAUCGACCCUAUUCGAGUGGUGCAAGGAGAUAUUGGAGAGGCAAAUGAAGAUGUGACACAGAUUGUGGAAAUUCUCCAUUCCGGGCCUAGUAAAUGGAACUGGCUUACCCGGCGUCUGGUCGAGUUUACCUCUUCAGGGAGUGUUCUCCUGUUCGUUACUAAAAAGGCCAAUGCUGAGGAGCUGGCCAAUAACCUUAAACAGGAGGAUCAUAAUCUUGGGCUGCUUCAUGGGGACAUGGAUCAGAGUGAAAGAAACAAGGUCAUUUCAGACUUUAAGAAAAAGGACAUCCCCAUCCUGGUGGCCACAGAUGUUGCAGCCCGUGGUCUGGACAUUCCUUCAAUUAAGACUGUCAUCAACUAUGAUGUGGCUCGAGACAUUGAUACCCAUACUCACAGGAUUGGCCGCACCGGACGAGCGGGUGAGAAGGGUGUGGCCUAUACCUUGCUAACCCCCAAGGACAGCAAUUUUGCUGGUGAUCUUGUCCGGAACUUGGAAGGAGCCAAUCAACAUGUUUCCAAGGAACUCCUAGAUCUGGCAAUGCAGAAUGCCUGGUUUCGGAAGUCCCGCUUCAAAGGAGGGAAAGGCAAAAAGCUGAACAUCGGUGGAGGAGGCCUGGGCUACAGGGAGCGGCCUGGGCUAGGCUCUGAGAACACGGAUCGAGGAAAUAACAACAAUGUAAUGAGCAACUAUGAGGCCUACAAGCCCUCCACAGGAGCCAUGGGAGAUCGGCUGACGGCAAUGAAAGCGGCUUUCCAGUCACAGUACAAGAGUCACUUUGUUGCUGCCAGCUUAAGCAACCAGAAAGCUGGAAGUUCUGCUGCUGGGGCAAGUGGAUGGACAAGUGCAGGGAGCUUGAAUUCUGUACCAUCUAAUUCAGCCCAGCAGGGUCUUAACAGUCCUGACAGCCCCCCUGCUAGUGCCACCAAGAGCGUCCCAGGCUUUGGCAAUCCUGGGAACCUCAGCAGUGCCCCAGUGACCUACCCCACUCCCGGAGCCCAGGGAGUCAACAACACAGCUUCAGGGAAUAACAGCCGAGAAGGGAUUGGGGGUAGCAAUGGGAAGAGAGAGAGAUAUACUGAGAACCGGGGUGGUAGCCGUCACAGCCAUGGAGAGAGUGGCAAUCGGCACGGUGAUAGCCCACGUCAUGGAGAUGGUGGUCGCCAUGGAGAUGGAUACCGCUAUCCAGAAAGCAGCAGCCGUCAUACUGAUAGCCAUCGUCAUGGGGAGAACAGACAUGGAGGAGGUGGAGGCCGACAUGGAGAGAGCCGAGGUGGAAAUGAUGGUCGAGGUGGAAAUGAAGGUCGAGGUGGAAAUGAAGGUCGAGGUGCAAACGAUGGUCGAGGGGCAAAUGAAGGUCGAAGUGCAAAUGAUGGCCGGAAUGGUGAAAGCAGGAAAGAAGGUUGUAAUCGUGAGAGCAAGAUGGACCCCAAGGUGGUGGAUAGCAGUAAGAUGGAUAAGAUGGACAGCAAGACAGAUAAGACAGCUGAUGGUUUUGCUGUCCCCGAGCCACCCAAGCGCAAGAAAAGUCGAUGGGACAGUUAGAUGGUAUGUGCUAAAGUGUGAAAUCCUUUGUUAUUUUUAGAAAGAUUUUUGGUAAUUACGUGUCUCAGGGCUGGGUUGGGGUGGGGCCCAAGGUGUAAGGACCCCCUACCCUUAGUGGGUAGCUGGCACUUGGAGACAUGACUCCAUCUGGAUCGUUUUUUGGAUUUUGGGGGGCUGCUUUGAUCAUAAGCAGUGAGAGCUGGGAAGCGUCUUUUGGCUCUGGGUUUGUUGUGAGGGCCUUACAGGAUAUAAAACUAGGUUUAUAUCAUAUGUAGCGUGUAUUUUUUACUGUCAGCUUAUAAACAUCUAUAAGUUAAAACCUUUUUCUUAGCCAUGUGCCCAGGCGGGCCCUGUUAGGGAUGUUUGGGAAGCACUUUGGGGCUUCCAAUACAUUUGCAGGGAAGGGAGGUGUCUGAUUCCAAGUGGAAUUGAUGCUCAGGUUUGUUUCCAGCCCUGCAGUGGAAGCCCAGAGCCACUACUAUUACGAGGUGAGAAAAUAAUCCUAAAAACAGGAUUGCUCCAGGUCUGAAGUGUUGCUAAAUUUAAAACCCCAACAGCUUUUAACUGUCUUCCCCCUAUUUCAUUGUGUUGGGUUUGUUUUUUUUUUAACUUACCACAAUGGUAGAAAAAUCUUUUGCUGAAAUGAUUUUGAUGACUUUUUGUUUUAUGUUGUUUAUAAAGGAAAUAUACAUACUUCAAA